Messenger RNA from Tricharina praecox, 2754 nucleotides. RefSeq lists its product as uncharacterized. Gene Ontology annotation, molecular function: ATP-dependent DNA damage sensor activity; ATP binding; mismatched DNA binding. Gene Ontology annotation, cellular component: MutLalpha complex. NCBI's taxonomy places the organism in Eukaryota, Fungi, Ascomycota, Pezizomycetes, Pezizales, Pyronemataceae. The record is from RefSeq and is a predicted model, not a curated record. The transcript has 2 exons. Bases 39 to 2369 code for a protein of 776 amino acids. Gene Ontology annotation, biological process: mismatch repair.
CAGUGACAAUUCCCCAUCCCCAGCCUUGAGUCCCAAAAAUGUCCGAACCAGCAACCCCAUCCGACCUCGCGGUCCCGGUCACGGUUACAGGCACGAAAGCCAUACGCGCUCUGCCGGCGACCACAGUGUGUGCGCUCGGCUCGGGGCAAGCACUGCCGGACCCGGUAGCGCUGAUCAAGGAGCUGAUUGAGAACUCGCUGGACGCAAAUGCGACGCAGGUAACGAUCGAAGUCUCGCCAAAUUUGCUCGACGUGGUCGUUGUCAGGGAUAAUGGCCUUGGAAUCGCGCCGCAGGAUCGCCAAGUCGUGUGUCUGCGCCACUUUACGAGCAAGAUCACUACGGUCGAGGACAUUGCGACUGUUGCUACGCUGGGGUUCCGUGGCGAAGCGCUGGCGAGUGCCGCCGAGUUGUCGAUGGCCAUGUCGUUCACGACGAGAGUUGAGGGGGAAAAGGUGGCCGAGAUCUACGAGGUUCGUAGAGGCGGGGCUGUCAAGGUUCGAAACAUCAGUGCGCCGAUCGGAACGACGGUACGCGUCGAAGGCUUCCUGAAACCGUUGCCGGUGAGAAGGGAGAAUAUGGCGCAGAAGAAACAGGCACUGCAAAAGAAAUUGAAGGACCUCGUGGCGAGGUACUACCUCUCGCGGCCCCUCUGCCGCUUCUCGCUGAAGAUACUGGCCAAAAGCGAUACGAAGAACCAUAUCGUGUAUGUCCCUACUAAGUCUGUACAUGAGGCUGUGCGACAAGUGGGGGGGAAAGACCUGGCGGCAGCGUGCGAAUGGCUGGUCAAGGUGAGAAACGGCAUCGCGGUGGAAGCGCUCCUUCCAAAGACUGGUUGCGAUUUCGCUGUUCUCGAGAAGGCAGGACAGUACAUCUAUGUCGACUCCCGACCCGUCUCUAACGUGCGAGGUGUAUUUUCGCAAAUAAUCAAGCUCUACAGAUCCCGAAUCAAAGCUAUAUCACCUCCAGACAACGCGCCCACUAGUCCCUUCCUCUAUCUGAACAUUCGAUGUCCGAAGGGGAUAUACGAUGCGAAUGUCGAGCCCGCGAAAGAUGACAUCCUUUUUGAUGCAUCAAAGUAUCCCGAUGUUGAAGCCGCACUGGAAGAGCUGUUGACAGAGAUAUACGGAGAACCGCCACCAGGCGAAGAACCUGCGAAGACGGCGGAGACGCAGACGAGGAAGAAACAAGGAACGGCUAACAAGGACUUUGGAGUCUUGCUUGCCCGCAGGAAAGAUGUCGUCGGUGACAUUGAGAAGGAUCUUUCCACGCAGCCCACCCCAUCGCGAGAGAAACUGGACGAUAUCGCGAGAGCUCCACCACCGCCUCCUCCUCGUCCUCCCCUUCCCCGUCCUCCUUCUCCUCCUCCUCCUCCAUUGGAGGAGGAACCAGAUGAUCUCGAAGUUCCAGAAGAGUGGCGAGCAACCGGUGUUUUGACCACACCCAUGCGCACGCCAGGAGGCAAACGGCCUCAACCCCGCGGUUUCGGGUCGUCUCCGCCAUUCCCAAAUCCAACAUUUCCACCUAUGAGAAGUGGCCGGCGUCACGAAGAACCGAAACGAUUAGAGGAUCCAGAGAAUGCAGGUGCUUUGGACCGCUUCAUCGUGAGAAUGCCGAGAUCGUCCGCGCAAAGGCCGAUACCGCGAGCCGGAUUCGGUAGUGAACCCGACGAAGAGGUGGAGCCUACCCCGACGAGGUGUGCUGUUCAGGCACCGGCGAGACCCCAGGGUGACCGCCCAGCAUUCAAUCCUCCGAACCGCAUUGCCCGGAUGCCCUCCGAGCUCGGAGUCGGAGAGGACGAAGCCGAUGAAGUGGAUCUGUAUGCCCCAGUGAGACGCCGUGCCCUCCACGCCUCUUUUGCGCCCACCGCCACUGUUACACCCGCCGGCUCUUUUUUGCCCGCCGGCUCUUUAAUGCCCGCCGGCUCUUUUACGCCCACCGCCUCUUCUACGCCCACUGCCCCUUUUACGUUCACUCCGCCGCCACCGUACUCACCACCUUCUCCGUCGGCCCCACCACCAUUGCGAGAGAAAAGAAAAUCCCCCCCAGAAGCGACUGCACCAGCACCAGAGCCAACCCGGCGGCGCACCCGUCGCAGCAAUAAAACGGAUACGAAUCCUCUCUUCCCCUACGACGAGAACGAGCAAACCCACAAGCUGAUCAAACGUCUCCCCGCCAUGACGCCCGGUUAUAUCAGCACCCUGUCAGCUCGCCGUGUACGCACACCGGCACCCGACACCAUGGAUAAGUUCGCGGAAACGGUCGUCCAGUGGCUACAGCGCCUCACAGGUGUGCGUGGGGACGACGGGCAGCAUCGCGCUUACAGUUAUCGGCAGACGACGGGCGAGGUCAGCGUUUUGACCUUCGAGUGACUGCUGGUGGACUUGUUUCUGCUGGUACUGCGAUUCGAAUGUUUAUGUGCGAGGGGGAAAUGGGGGUAGAGGUGAAGAAGAAGGGGGUGAAAGAAGAUUUUAGAAGUGGAGGGACAGAUGGAAGGGCGAAAAGGAAGAAGAUGGGGGGUUAACAAUUGUAUCUCGAUGCUCAUGCGAUCACUUACCUUCAGUCUCUUGGACUGUUGUUGGCGAGUCAGCCUAGGUAUCUAUCAUAGCUUCUAAUCACCUUACCAUACUUGCGAGCCUUUUCUGAAGAAUACUGAACUGUAUAUAUGUAAGUACAUAGUUAUAGAUUUGGGGGGUGCGUUGCUUUCGCGCGUGGGGAUGAUUCCAGCAUGGUUACAGACAAGAAACAACUUUGCCA